This is a messenger RNA of Lytechinus variegatus (green sea urchin), 3182 nucleotides long. RefSeq names its product phospholipid scramblase 1-like. The record is from RefSeq and is a predicted model, not a curated record. Gene Ontology annotation, biological process: plasma membrane phospholipid scrambling. The coding region runs from base 97 to 867 and encodes 256 amino acids. Gene Ontology annotation, cellular component: plasma membrane. The transcript is spliced from 9 exons. Gene Ontology annotation, molecular function: phospholipid scramblase activity. NCBI's taxonomy places the organism in Eukaryota, Metazoa, Echinodermata, Echinoidea, Temnopleuroida, Toxopneustidae.
AGUGGUUUUGAGGGGCGUCGGAAGCAAUUAAAGGAGAUCUACCUAACUCAGGUUUUACUGUAUUACAUUCUUGAAGUAUCCAGAUUAGAAGCAGAAAUGGCCGAGAACUAUUCUGGGAAGCCAGUUAGCAGCCAGCCUGGAAUGCCUGGUGAGUGGAUGGCAAUGCCCAAUAACGUCCAGUACUCGCCAAACUGCCCUCCUGGACUGGAAUACUUGACCCAGAUAGACCAGGUCCUCAUCCACCAGCAGAUAGAGGUUUUCGAAGUACUCACUGGCAUUGAAAUGUGCAAUAAAUACCAGAUCAAAAAUUCCCUUGGACAACAGAUCUACUUUGCUUAUGAAGAGUCUGAUUGUAUGCACCGUAUAUGCUGUGGUCCGCAUCGUGGAUUUGUCCUACAUAUAGUCGACAAUGCUCAACAGGAGGUAAUGAGGAUUGUGCGUCAUUUCAAGUGUUGCGCAGGUUGCUGCUGGUGUGCUGAUUGUGCCGACUGUGGUUUUGAGAUCCAGGUCGAAGCACCACCGGGCAACAUUGUAGGAUAUGCCAAGCAAAGACAAUAUUUCUGGAUGCCUGAACUUGAUGUGCAGAAUGCUGAGAAGGAAACCAUUCUGAAGAUUCGUGGUCCAUGCUGUCUCUUCUGCACCAUGGAAGACAUCGACUAUAAGGUCAUGACCCCUGACCUGAAGAGUGAGGUCGGGAAGAUCACCAAGCAGUGGGGAGGAUGCUUCAGAGAAUGUAUUACAAAGGCUGACAACUUCUCUAUCACAUUUCCUCAGGAUCUAGAUGUGAAAGCCAAAGCAACUUUGAUGGCAACAAAUAUUCUUAUUGAAUUCAUGAUAUACGAGCAGCAGAAGAACAAUAAUAACUAAGAUGUCUCGCUGUAUGUGAGGUCUGCAGGAGCAGUGGUUAGGAGGUGGUCGGUUAUCAUGCAUAGGAAUAGAUUUCACCACAAAAACUUUCACAAAACUGCCUCAACAUGAUGCAUUAUCUUUCACAGUUUGUUGCAAUUUCGUUGGCAAAUUUUGUAGUUAAGCAUGAUUCAAUGUUUUUUUAUUUAUGAGGUCACUAGUUAACAUGAAACUGACAAUGGUUGUUGCAAUUAGAGCAGUACCAAUGAUAUAAAUAUAUAUUUUAAUUCAUACAGUGAUAUUGGGUGAAUGUUCAUGUAUCUUCUAUCCAUAGAUGUUUCUAUUACAAGCGGUUUAUCCCUAUACAUGUAUAGCUGAUUAUUUUGUGUUUGUAAACAAUUCUAGCAAACCUCUGCCAUAGUAGUCUCAAAUAUCUUGGUAAUGAACUUAUUCAAUUAGACAUUCCUAUUCCCAAAGCACAGUACUACCAUGUAGUGAUAUUCACCAUUUUCACUGUUUUGCAAUUAUGCAAAUAUUGUUUGCCAUUCAAUUAUUGUGUCAGGGAAGUCUGUCAUUAGAGUCUUUUGAGUCUUUUCAGUUAAAAUGAAAAAGAAACCCUUUGCUUUCAUCUCAAAUACCCCUCCCCCUCUAUUGAGAUUACAUGAUUUUUAUGGACAUCUGUAUGAAAAUGCUAAUAUAACUGACCUAUGUAUAUAUUAUUUUAUUAGUAUAUUGCUUACUACACUUUCAAAUUGUUUCAAAUUACCAGAUUUAAUUGAAAGAAUUAAAGUAACAGCCUAUUAUUGUUUCUUAUGUAAAAUCUGAACAUUUAAUUCUCCUGCAGUAUGAUAUAUUCUGUGCAAUGAUAUAAUGUGUUGUUUUAAAUAGUGCGGUUUUCAUAAUAGUUAUUGCUGAUUUUACAGAGGCUGUUUUUUUUAUUAUCAUGUGAGUUCAAGUUGUUUGAAUUCUCAUGAUUCAUUCUACCUAUAUGUGAAGAGAUCAAUAUUCAUCAUAAUGCCUUAAGUUUGGAACCAGGUUAUUUGUUCAUCAAUCCUAUAGAAGUGAAUAAUUGAGAAGAUAUUGACAAACCACAUAUUAAAUUACAUGGAUAUGUACUGAAAAAGAUAUGGCAAUAUAUCUAUGGAUAUAUCUAUACCAUUAUAUAUGACUACUUCAAAAGUCAAUGCUAUUGGGACGUUGUGCCUUACCACUUGUUAUUCAGGAGUCUUUUCCUAUUUUCAUGAGAGGCUAUAAUUCUGCUUUCAAACACCUUUUGGUCUAUAUAAUGUACUCUUUUUAAUAAUAAUGUUAUACCUCAUUGUUUUUACUACAUAGAGUACUAUGCAGUGCAGUAAAAAAUGCCAAAUGUUUGUAGACAAUCUCAACCCUCAGAGCUUGAGCUGCCUCAAACGUUUCAAAACCAUAACCAUGGUAACCCAUUCACAAUGGUAAAAGGGGAGCUUGAACUCAGCUUUCAAUGAUACUUACCACGGUAACACUGCCACACAGUCUAGUUUUUACAUACCGUAUGUUGUAUUUAUUCACAAAAAAUGUCUUUACAAAAAAAAUAUAUAUCUAGAUUUUUAUUUUGUUAAUGAUAUACUGUAUAUACUUAUACCCUAAAUGCAUAUUUUAUUGAAGCCAUCGCAUUCAAAAUUGCUUCAUUGUUUGUUAAUUUGUUUUCAUUGUUGACAGUAUUACUAUUUUCAAGUUUUACAGGUUUUUAAGACGAAACAAUAGACGUAAGCUUAUGUGAUAUAAUAGCAUUUUUUCAUGUUCUACUUGUUUAAUUCAAUUCAAAUUAAAAAAAUAUAUAUUGUGUUUUACCAAGUUAUGUUUUUUCUUCAGUAGCAAACUGAAUUGUGUAUGUUAUACAAUGCUACACUUCAUGUGAUCAAAGGCCGGUUACACAAAACAAUUUGAAGGCAACUUUUGGGAAUUUAAACCCAACUUGUCUUUCAGCCAAUCAGAGUUGGUUAUGAGGAACUUCUGAUUGACGCAGGUUUUAUGCAACUAGCACUUGAUAUGAAGAUUCAAGUAAUCCAAGAAAAAUCAGAGUCAGAAGGUAACAAGUCAUCGGAUGAUAAUAUGAACUUAUGCCCUUGUGUCUCUGAAAAGCUGGUGCCAGAUUAUUUUUUUGUCAUCACAAUUCCUCAUCAAAGUAUUAUGUCCGUGAUCAGUUGUUAGACAUUUUGCUAUGUUCCACGAUUUUGUGUUAUUUGCAAAGCAAAUGUUUUUAAUGCCUAUAAAGUAAAGUUGUUUAUCACUUGGCUGUGUAAUUUUGAGGCUGUGAACAUAGAGUUUUAAUAAAUUAUACAUAGUAUAUUGAUACCAAA